GUGUGCCUCGCUCUGCACGGCCGGGACGGACCCUGCUCUUUAUUUUUAUCUUUAUCCGUGCUGGCUCGCCAGACCCGCUCGCCGCUCUCGGGCAGCAGCUGCGUGAGCUCUGGAUGCCAGGAGGAGGAGAGUUAACAGUAAGUGCAGCUCCGAGAUGAAACCUCCAUGUGGGCAAGGCAUAAGGCUGGCAUACCUUCUCCUGAGUCUGGCUUCCCUCUGCCUUCCCAGCCCUCUCUGGAAGGACCGGGACUCCCUGAUGCAGGAGGAGAAAUCCCAUCAGACAGGAGGCAACUUGGUGCUGAGUAGGCAGGAGGAGCAGCUCAGUACAAAGCUGGUAAACCUCAAGAAGAAGGAAGUGGAAACAGCCAUAACUGCAGGACAGUUUCCUCCAAGCAUGCACUUCUUCCGGGCCAAAAGCCUCAUUGAUCAGAGCGAGGUGUUCAGCAUCUUAAAGCACAUGCCAAAAGGUGCUGUGCUCCACCUGCACGACUUUGCCAUGCUGAGCGUGGGCUGGCUGGUGUACAAUGCCUCCUACCUGCCCGACUGCUACAUCUGCUUCACCCGCACGGGCUCCGUGCGCUUCCGCUUCUCCCGCCCGCGCCCUUCCCACCUGCCAGCCCAGUGCUCCCAGUGGGAGCUGCUGGAGACCUACCGGGGACACCUGAGCGACGUGGCCGAGUUUGACAGAGGCUUGCUGAGAAACCUGACCCUGGUGACAGAUACCCCUGAGCUGGCCUACCCCUCUCAGACUUUCAUUUGGAAAAGAUUUGAAGAAAUCUUUCUCACUGCCUCUGGACUUAUCUGCUAUGCACCUGUGUUCAAGGCCUAUUUCUACCAGGGGCUGCUGGAGCUCUAUGAAGAUAACAUACAGUAUGUUGAGAUAAGAGCUAUCCUGCCUGCGGUGUAUGAACUGGAUGGCACCCAGCACAAUAAAUCAUGGUCUGUGGCAACCUACCGGGAAGUGACCAGGCAGUUCGUGAAGGAGCACCCAGACUUUGUUGGAGCCAAGAUUAUAUUUGCAGCACACAGGAUGCUGAAUCUUUCCCAGAUUAAAGAAGCCAUCCUCACUGCCAUGGCACUCAGAGCCCGCUUCCCAGACACCCUGGCAGGCUUCGACCUGGUUGGUGAUGAGGAUGAAGGUCAUUCUUUGUGGGACCUGAAGGAUGCCCUGACCAUCCCAUAUUCCAUGGGGGUCAACUUGCCAUACUUCUUCCAUGCUGGGGAGACUGAAUGGCAGGGCACCUCUGUAGACAAUAAUGUGCUGGAUGCAUUGCUGCUGAACACCAGCAGGAUUGGCCAUGGACUUGCUCUCACUAAACACCCAGUAGCCAAAAGUUUGUCUCUGAAGAUGGAUAUUCCUGUGGAAGUCUGUCCCAUCUCCAACCAGGUCCUGCUGCUGAUAGCUGACCUGAGGAGUCACCCUGCAGCUGACCUCAUGGCUGAGGGGCACCCCAUUGUGAUCAGCCCCGAUGAUCCCCCCAUCUUUGGGGCAAAGGGAGUCUCCUAUGACUUCUACGAGGUGUUCAUGGCCAUUGGAGGGAUGAAUGCUGACCUGAGGACCCUAAAACAACUCGCACUCAACUCCAUAAAAUACAGUGCCAUGCUACCGGAUGAGAAAGCCAAGGCCAAAGAGGUCUGGCAGAAAAAAUGGGACCAAUUUGUGGCUGACCUCUCUGAUAGCUUUCUAAGGGAGCUGUAGAGAGGACAAGGCUCAUCUCAGAAGGCAUUUGGCAAGCUAGGGAGAGCCAGAGUGAUUGCUGAGAGGGAGACUGCUUCUUCCAUGUGACCUGAGCAGAUGAAUGGACGUCAAAGUCUCACCUGGCAGCGGGUGAUUCUGCUAAGCCAGGCUUAAUGGGCUUAAAGCUAAGAAGGAACUGCACUAUCCUGUGAAACUCAUGGACUGGAGGUAAAAGGAGCAGCGAUCCUUUAGAGCAGCCACAAGAAAUCACCCUGCUCAAAAGAAUCAAAACAAUUAAAAAUUGCCAAUGACCAGAUCCUGACAUCCUUAUUCAGGAAAAACUUGCUUUCCAAUUAGAGUCAGCAGGAGAUUGCCAACACGAGGAUCUCUGAAUUUUGCCUUAUCAUUACAAAAUGCAGACCUUGUCCGGAAACAGCUAAGACAAACAUCCAACCAUUUGGGCCACUGACCUUCAAGAGAGCAAGGACUGAAAAUGACUCUUGUUAUGUUUAACCCUGGGCCUGCUGCCAAAAUAGCACUGCUAGGUCGAAGAACCAGUCAUAGGUCUGAUGUCUGCUAUUUCAGGACCUACCAUGGUUGGAAACAAGCUGGUGGAACUUGCUCCCAGAACAUUUAAGCCUGGUUGCCCAGUGAUCAUAAAGCCAGAGGAGAGGUGCCUCAGUUGCCAGCAGUUUUUUAACUACGAAGUCUUUUCCUGACCUCUGGUCAAAAGGAAGACAAAACACGUUUCAGGUUAAGUCAAAAAUAUCCUGGCUUCCCAGACCCAGCUUGAUUAAAAUUAUCCCUCUGCACCAGGCCCUGUUAACACAGAUAUUUAUAGGAAACACCUUUAGGUUUCAGGGAGUUCCACCACCAGCCUUUGUUGCUGAACUCACUGUGCAAAUGUGGCUUUUUUCAGUCUGCCAGAGAGAUUUUUCACCUUGGUAUAGAACUUCUGUGGAUAUCCACAGGGCUCAUUUGGACCUUUGUGGUUUCCAGCUCCUUAGCAAAAAAAAAAAAACCUACACAAGAAACAGU
This is a messenger RNA of Sturnus vulgaris (Common starling), 2716 nucleotides long. NCBI's taxonomy places the organism in Eukaryota, Metazoa, Chordata, Aves, Passeriformes, Sturnidae. The record is from RefSeq and is a predicted model, not a curated record.